Messenger RNA from Racocetra persica, 1468 nucleotides. NCBI's taxonomy places the organism in Eukaryota, Fungi, Glomeromycota, Glomeromycetes, Diversisporales, Gigasporaceae. The record is from the annotation of a GenBank genome assembly.
AUGAGCACAUCUGAUAACUCAUCCAAAGGAGAAGACUUGAGCGUGGGCCAUGACAUGGCUUGGAAUGAAAGAAAAUAUAAUCUCAUUAAGCUAAACAAAAAUGUUGAAAAGUGGAAAGUACUUCGGAAAGUUAAUGAUUGCGUUGUUAGCAAUUCAAAAAAAAAUUGUCCCAAAAAAUUAGAUUCUUCACAAUCAUCACCUUUACUAUUUGUAAAAGCACUUAUCAAGCAUAUAAAUGUCAUUGCUGUUUCUCUUUGUAUUACAUAUUACAUUCCUCAGUUGGAUGAAGUGGAUGAAACUAAAGAAGCGGACACAAAUAAAUGGGAACAAUCAAAAUCAGAUGAUAAAGAAUUAGAACCAGAUGACAAAAAAACAUCAGAUAAAAAAUCAAAGUUAGAACAUAAAAGUGCACGAUAUAAAGAUAUGCAUAUUUUAGUUAAUGAAAUGUUUAAAUCUACAUCUGGUUUUCUAAAGAAAUAUUACAGCUAUUAUAAUGAGUAUGAAAAUGAAGAAAAUGAAUUCCUUUGUAUUACCGUUAUUUUGGUAACCACAAUGCUAAUAGCAUGUGAGAUUACUAUAUUGCAAAGAAAACUGGUGACAGAAAAUUUUAAGGAUAAGGAGAAACCGUCAAAAGAUGAUGAUCAAAUCCUGAAUUGUUAUCAAAAGAACAUACUUUAUUUGUUAGUGACUAUAAAUUCUUAUAUGAACACUAUUACUGAUGACGCUGGUAGAAUUAUAAAAUUCAUACCUGAGAAAAAUUUUCAAAGAUAUUAUCCUGGCACUAUAGACCAUAGUUAUAUGAGAAAAUCGUUACUUGCAAUAGAAUUAAUUAAUGAUUUAGAUCAUAAAUAUGAUGAAGAUUAUUUGCUUACCAUGAAAAAAUUAAAUUCGCCAUUUUUAAAUUUGCAAGCUAUUUUUAAUACUAUAUCUGAUGAAAAAGCACUUGGUUCGGAUGAUUCAUAUAAUAUUGAUUUGAUUGGAUUGUAUCAUAAACUGGAAAACGAAAUGGAUACAAAUCAAUCUGAACUAUCUAUUGAAGAUAAUAAAUCAGAAAUCCCUUCAAUUGAAACACAAAAAAAUUGGCUGAAUGAUUUAAUUUAUAACAUGGAUAUUAAAAUUACUGAGCAAUCUAAGUUAGCCAUUAAAGCAAAUAAAGUAGAAGAUAUUGAUCUAGACAGUUUAGAGAAAAAAAUAGGGUCAAUUCUAUUAGGAGUUAUAGACAGGAUUACGGAAAUCAGGACUCAUAAAGGAUUUAAAGAAUAUAAAAAUUUACAAAAGUAUAUUGAUGCUUUAAGAAUUCAGGUGAUAACUAUAAAAGAUGAUUUAAUUAUGGAAAAUCUUCUCUUAAUUGGUUUGAUAUCAUGGAAAAAAGAUAAAUGGGUGUAUAGGGCACAAUUAAAUAGAAUUGAAAUGAGCAACAAAGAAAGAGAGAUAAUCAAACGUCUUCUUUUUGGGUUAUCAAUGGAUA